CACCGGGAUUUUCUCUCUCUCUCUUCAUUGCAACAAAGUUGCGGAGCGAGUGAUAUUGUUGCAACCCCCCGCCCCCCGUGGCUGCUGGCGGUUCGGAUCGGGGGCCGGAGCCGGUCGCUGCCCCGGGGGAGGGGGCGCAGAGCCGCCGCCGCUGGAUUAUCCCGAGCCGGGUCGAGCUCCCCUGGAUCUCCGUCUUCUGCUGUUGCCGCCGCCGGUGUGAAUCCGAGGGGCUGAGAUUUUUUUUUUAACCCUAUUUUUUUGGAGGGGGGAUUUUGUCAAGGUCAUUCCGUGGAUUUAAUUUUUUUAUCUCCCCCCUCUCUCCUCCCACCACCACUACCCAGCCUUGCUCUGUGGAUUAUAAUCUCUCUGGAUCGGAGGGUCUGAACAGGAGGAUUUGUAGGGCUUCGGGGGUUGGGAAGGGGAAGUGGUGAGUGAGGAAGGGGGGGUGAUUUUUUUUUUUAUCUCCCCCUUCCCUUUUUCUUUUUCUGUUUUGGAAAUGGAUGGGAAGAUAAGGCAGAGCCGGAGAUCAAGGUCCCAAAGGGACCGCGUGAGGAGAAGGGAAGCUAAUGCCAGGGAUCCCCGAAAUCAAAGUCCUUCUUCGGCAUCCGAAAAGGAGCAAAGCCCCGGCAAGGAAAAUACAAGCCAAAACUGUACAAAUCCCCCAAACCAGGCGUCCACCGCCAGAAAUGUCAGACCUCCGAGGCGCAGGAGACGGGAAUCGAGCUCCCAAGAAGAGGAUUUAAUUGAUGGGUUUGCUAUAGGCAGCUUCAAUACCUUAGAAGCCUUGGAGAAGGACAUGUCAUUAAAGCCUCAGGAGCGAAAGGAAAAAUGGGAGAGGCAUCCAGGAAAGAAACCACGAGAAUCCGAAAACUACGUGUCCGCUGAGCCCAGUGAAAAUGGCCAUAAUGAUGCCGGGAGCUCUGAGAGAGAGACUGAACGAGGCAAAGAAAGGGUGAAGAAGAAACACCCCUUGAAGAUAUCCAAGCAGAUGAAGGUCCCUGCAAGCAGAAGUGGCAGAAAUAGCGAAGAAGACAGCAUCAGGGAGGCCACAAGCUCUCAGCGGAGCAGCUCGAGGGACCGUCUCAGUGAUAGUUCUGCUCAAUCGCUUUCAGGAAGAGGCUAUUCCUGUGACAGCGAGAGUGAUAUUGACGAUAAGACCUCAACGGAACUGGAGCUGCCUCGUAUCAGGAGUGGCUUGAUAACAAGCAAGGCUUCUUUAGGCUCCGAGAAGCUGUUUUCCCCUGCAGCAAAUAAAGGUCCAACCUUGAAUGAUAAACCUGAAGCUAAAGCAGCAACCAUCCCAAAGGUGUCAGGGCUAGAGCGCAGCCGGGAACUGAGCACCGACGUGCCCUUCGUGCUGCCUAUUCCCAGCCCCCAGCCAGUUGCUGCUGUUGUGACUUCCACUUCUUCUGCGCCCACGUCGAGCGCCAGGGCAAGCCCGCUGUUGAAGAAGGAGCCAGUGAUCUCUGCACCAGCACCGCCAAGGCUCACACCCCAGCCACAGCCUCGACCACAGUCACAACCUCAGCCUCGACCACAGUCUCAGCCUCAGCUCAUACCUGAGCUUCGGACCCAGCCUCAGAGUCACAUCCCUCCCCCUCUCAGCUACCAAGUGCAUCACCAGGUGGCCCAGAACGGACUCAAUAUCAGCAGGAGCAGCAGCGCCAGCAGUGCAACAAGCAUCAGCCUCCCCAAACACCUUCCCCUUUCCCCCCAGAUCCCUCCUCACCACUCUUCCGGCCCAGCCCUGCCCCUCUCCAUCUCUAAUCUUGCUACCUCGCACUUCCCUCUCAGAUCGCAGACCCAACACCAGCACCAUCCGGCCAUGUUCGCCACCCCACCCACGCUACCACCACCACCAGCGUUACCCACCAACAGCCUUGUGAUACCAGGACACCCUGCAGAUACCAGCCUGUUGAUAUCAUUCAACCAACCAAUCAUGUAUUGCCAGCCUCAUUCGGGGAUUCUGAUUGGUACUUUGUCACAGGCAUCUCUCUUACCUCCACCAAUGAGUCCUCACGUAGAAAACCACCACAGCAUGACCUGCAGAAACAGGGAAUGCCAGUUUGACAAGUACGCUCCCAAAUUAGACAACCCUUACUUUCGACAUUCCAACUUCUUUCCAACCUAUCCUCCAGCAAUGCCUGGAAUGCCACCAAUGCUUCCACAUUCAGGACCUUUUGGGUCACUUCAGGGAGCAUUUCAACCGAAGACUUCAAAUCCAAUUGAUGUAGCAGGUAGACCUGGCACAGUCCACCACACUCUUCUGCAGAAGACUCCGGGGGUGUCGGACCCCUAUAGACCGCCAGUAAGAAAGCCUGGGAAGUGGUGUGCAGUUCACGUACAGAUUGCCUGGCAGAUCUACCAUCACCAGCAGAAGAUAAAGUACCUCCUGUGGAAUAUGGAGUAUUAUCCUAUUCAGAAUGAAAUGACCGAUACGGUGAAGGACAUUUUACAAAACAUAGAGCAGCAGAUGCAGCUGGAUCCCCACAAGCUAGACAUAGGCGGUAAACUUGACCUGUUCAGCAGACCUCCUGCCCCUGGAAUUUUUCCAGGAUUCCAUUACCCACAAGACCUUGCCAGGCCUCUGUUUUCCACGACAGGUGCUGCACAUCCAGCCACCACCCCUUUUGGACCCUCGCCUCAUCACAGCAGCUUCCUGCCUACUAGCCAUUUGGCAGGUAAGUAUCCAUUUAGCAGGUCAAGCACCUUCAGCGGCCUUGGGAACUUAGGCAGCAAUGCCUUUGGAGGAUUAGGCAGUCAUGCUCUGACUCACAACAGCAUAUUUGCUCACAAAGACGGUCCAAACCUACAGAGCUUUAAUAAUCCCCACGAGCCAUGGAAUAGACUCCAUCGAACCCCACCUUCCUUCCCGACACCUCCACAGUGGCCUAAACCAGGGGAUUCCGAACGAAGCUCCUCAGUAACCAACCACGACAGAGACCGGGAGCGGGAGUCAGAGAAGAGGGAUCUUUCACUGAAUAAAGACAACAGAGAGAAAGAGAGGGAUCUCAUGGAUAAAAACAGACAUUCAAAUAGAUCCUCACCGGCAUCAGCUCCUGUGACCCAUCAGAUCAGCAACCUCAUCCGCAGCAACAGUCAGACCUCCAGCGAUCCCAUCAGGCAGGUUAGCAUUGGUGAAAGGGAAAGGUCCAAAGAACCAGAGAGAGAGCACCCUGACCGACUGAGAGAGCCACCCAUAACAGAACACAAGAUAAAAGAGAGCCGUUCCCCCGUGAAGGAAACUCCAAGCCAUGAUAAGAGACCCUCUGAGGACAACACGAAGCCAGUAAUUCAGUCUGUAUCUCCCUACAGCAAACCUGCACUAAGCGAGAGCUUGAAACUUAGCAAUUUAAUGAACAAAGAUAUAGAGAGAAAGCCAGAGCUUCCAAGUGACCUCCAGAAGAUUAAAAAUGACAUCAAGGUCAAAGAGGAGCGCAAGGAGGACAGUGAUGUGCUGGUGGUGGGAUCUGAACCUUCACAGCAUUCCAGAACAGUGGAACAUCCGCCACCACCUUCUUUGCAUGGAUUACCAUUGCCCCAUUCUAUGGCCGCCACAAUGCCUCUCUCCAUGAGUAGCGUUCACCAGAUGAACAACAUGAAUGUUCUAGACCGCAGCAGAAUGAUGACCCCUCUCAUGGGCAUGAAUCCUUUGUCAGGAAGAGAGAGACUGCCACAUCCUGGAUUUUCUUGGGACCCAGUGAGGGACCCACUGCGAGAUGCCUACCGGAGCUUAGACUUGCAUCGUCGAAUGGACUUCCAGCUCCGGACAGAUCCCAUCCACAGGUUCCCUACCACCUCUGGAUUUUAUGACCAUGAGCGUUCUUACAGAGACAGAGAACCGCACGACUAUAACCAUGAAAACCUUCUUGAAGCCCGCCGAGAGCAGGAGCGGUUGCGGCAAGUGGAGGAGAGGGAGCGCUUGCACUUACGGGAAGAACUUGAACGUGCCAGAAUGCACCACCUGCACUCGUCCCCUAUCGAAAGUCAUCUGGCACACAUGCCAUCGUUCAUGCCUCACUUAAGCGGGAUGCAUUACCCCAGACUCAGUCCAUCCACUGCCAUGCACAAUGGAAUUUUAAAUAGGAACCCACCAACCGCAGCGUUGAGUGCCCCGCCCCCUUUGGUACCAGCAAGCAGUACUAGACCUGCCUCCCCACGCAGGACUACCCCACUCACAAACUCAGAGUCCAGGGACUAUUCCCCCUCUAGGAACCCCAAAGAAGUAGAGGCACGAUAGUCCCCAACAGGGUGAAUUUUAAACUUGGCUGUAUAUAGAACAACAAAAAUCUUUUACAAAAUGCACUGCUGUAACCUUUUUUUUUUUUUUUUUAAUGUAAAAUUUAUAGAAGUUAAGCACAGUUCCAUAAAUAAUGGGGUAUGGGGUUUCAAACUUUCCAACAAGAAGGUUGCUAAGAAUGGGAAUUUAAUAUAUAUAGGUAUUGAUUUUUUUUUUGUUUCUGUGCUAAAAUUAGUUAUUAAAAAUAUCAAGUUUGUACAUUUUUUCCCAAAUGUGAGAAACAUUUUUAAUGGAUUUGUAUUUUUUUUAAUUCUGUGCUCUUUAUUCACUUAAAAAAAGAGAAAUUUUGCUUUUAGUUAAAUUUGCAUUUAAAAUGCCUCAGAUCCUUAAGAAAAUUACCCAGGGUUUCUUAAAGUAUUAUUUAUGGAAAUACUGUAGUUUCUUACAGUCCACUGUGAGGUUCCCUAACUGAGGCCAAUCGAUCACUUAUCUUGGUACUUUGGAACCGAAGUUACAGAUAUAUAUUAAAAUAUUAUUAUUAAUAAUAAUAAUGUACAAAACUGUUUGUUUUUUGCCUUAUAAUAUUAUGCAGAAAUUUAAGAGGAAUUUUUUUUGACUUCUUGUUUUAAACAAAACAAACAAAGAAAACAAACUGUAAAUAUUCUGUUAAUAUAAAUGUACACCAAUAUUAAAUUCUUAACAUAGGUAGACUUUAUAAAAAAAAGGUUUCUAGAACCACUCUGGUUAUUUGUUAACAUGGUUACAACUCAUUCUUGUCACAGUCAGAAAUACACACUCAGAAAGCUAAGUGCAGCAUAUAUACUUCAACUAUGCAAGAACUUGGAGGCAGGUCUUAGUGGAUGUUGGGGGGAGGAAGAUUUAAAAAAAAAAAAAAAAAACACCCGAAAAAACAAAACAACUUGCAACUCUGGAGACAGAAUGGAAAUGGCAUGUGAACAGAAAGAAGGAUGCUUGUGUUUAACAAAAAAAAAAAAAAGACUGCAUUUUUUUUGUACAAACACAAGGGACAGUUCACCAAGGAAGAGACGCUCCUGGGAGGAGAUUUUGGUUUCCUACUUUUCAAGAUGGCAAAAACAGAUGGAACUGGCACAGUACCCAUGCGGCAGACCCUUUAAUUUUUUUUUCUUUUUUCCUCUUUUUUUUUUUUUUUUCUCUCUUUUUUUUUUUUUUUGUGUUGUGGGCAGGCUCGCUGGCAAGCAAGGACAAUUUUCCGUGGACCCCUUGUGCUAAUUGUGCAGUGUUCUUAUUGGAAUCUGUAUACAAGACAAAGUAGAAUUUUAGGAGUGCAAAAAAGUCUAAUGGUUGA
Malaclemys terrapin pileata is the source of this 5567-nucleotide messenger RNA. RefSeq names its product fibrosin like 1 (gene FBRSL1). The coding region runs from base 497 to 4240 and encodes 1247 amino acids. The record is from RefSeq and is a predicted model, not a curated record. Lineage: Eukaryota; Metazoa; Chordata; Testudines; Emydidae. The transcript is spliced from 21 exons.